UUCCUAUUAGCUUAAUGCUGAUCUUCUUGGUUUUGCACUGUAGGUAAUGCAGUAGUGAUAUGAGAACUGAAAAUUACUGUUAUUUAUGCUAUUGCCUAAAUAAAGAUGAAGAAACUGAAAAUCAAUACAACUUCCACAGUUUGAAAGUUUGUUUUCAGAAUUGAAAGAGAUGGCCGAGGAGGACUUUAUUCCUCUAUCAGAAGAUGUCGGAUCCUUCUGUUGUGCUACUGAGACUCGUUCUGGGGCACAACAGCCCUUUCCACGCUCUCCGAAACUAAUCAGAAAACCAUCAGGAAUGUCUCCCAAACCUUCAGAGAUGCCAGUCUGGUUGGAAGAAUUAAAGAAGGAAAGAAAGAAAGCAGAAGCUCAUCUAGAAUCUAUUAAAAAGCGUCAAACCAACCUGAAUACGAGUUCAGAGACGAUGAAGCAGCGAAUACAGGAGUGCUAUGAGGCUCUGCACAUGGCUUUGCAGGAGGAUGAACGGGCUGUUUUGGACAUGAUAGAGCAAGACCGCAGGGAGACCAGCGGUAAACUAACCCGAAUUCUUCAAGACUGGAAUCAACAUAUCGUUCUCUUGCAGAAACACAUCAGCACUAUGCAAUCGGCCCAGGAGAGCCCAGCAGAGUCCCUGAAGCAACUGUUUCCUGAGGAUUUUAAGAUGACAAACUGUCGUAAGAAGCUGGACCCAGCUGAAGAGGAGAUCAAAAUGAAUGAGGAGAGGGUCCACAAGCUUAUGAAGACUCUUAGGAACAUCUCCAAAGAUCUGAAAGCCCAGCUCCAAAGAAAGAGUCUACUGCUGGAUUUCUCUAUUGUGGCAAUUGACAAACAGAGCUGCCACAAACAAAUCAAGGUGACAACAGAAGGACGAGGCAUGUGCCUUUCCGGGGAGGACGGCUCUGUUCCCGAUGACCCUCUGAGGUUUGAUCAGCUAUAUUGUGCCUUGAGCUGUUUUGCCAUAAAAACCGGUAAGCACUAUUGGGAGGUGGAUGUGCAUUGCUGUCCAGCAUGGGCUGUGGGCGUGGCUUACGGCAGCAUACAGAGAAGAGGGCGGGACAAAGCAGCCAAACUUGGACGUAACAGGUGCUCAUGGAGUCUCGAGUUUCAAGAAGGGCACCUCACGGCUUGGCACAACGAUCGACACGUGACGCUUCCCGUCACAUCAGCUCGUGCAGCACCGAACAGGGUGGGAGUAUUUGUAAACUAUACGAAGGGCCGUGUGGCAUUUUAUGAUGCUGAGAAUAUGAGAAUGCUGCAGGAGUUUUCAGCAUUUCAAAUGCCUGUGUUUGACAGAGCACAUCAUCAGUUUACUGAACCUCUCUACCCUGCCUUUCGCUUCUUUGCACCCAGAGACAAACAUGUAGGCCAUCGUCAUAUGGAGAUUUGUGAACUCAGCCUUUAAUCAAAUAUUCUUUGCUUAUACAGAGCCCAUUACAUACAGGAUCACCUUUCUGAUCACCACUAUAAUCAGAGCAACUAAGCAAUAAAAAGUAAUGAUAUAUUUAAUAUUUUUAGUCUACAAUUUUAAACUGUAUGCUCAAUAUGGUAAAAAUAUUGUAGAAACAGAGUACACCUGGACAAAAUAAAAUCAAUGUCUUUAAGAAUACCCCUUAAAAGGUAUUUGUUUUAUGGCUCUUUAACUUUGUAUUUGUUUGGAUACAAGUACAGUAUUAAGCUUUGUGUUAACUGUACCUGUAAUCAAUAUCCAGCAAUAAACUCUUCAUGGUA
Messenger RNA from Paramisgurnus dabryanus, 1725 nucleotides. RefSeq names its product probable E3 ubiquitin-protein ligase TRIML1. Gene Ontology annotation, molecular function: protein binding. The record is from RefSeq and is a predicted model, not a curated record. Lineage: Eukaryota; Metazoa; Chordata; Actinopteri; Cypriniformes; Cobitidae.